This is a messenger RNA of Racocetra persica, 167 nucleotides long. Lineage: Eukaryota; Fungi; Glomeromycota; Glomeromycetes; Diversisporales; Gigasporaceae. The record is from the annotation of a GenBank genome assembly.
AUGGUUACAGCUACAGAACGGCUUACCAGAAACCCUUCUUAUAAAAAUGAUUUUUAUAUAAAUGGAGGAAAACUUUUCUCACUUGAAAAACCUCAAAAAGUUUCUUCUCAACUUGCGAUUACUUCUUUUAGCAAGUCUUAUGAUGAAAGAGAGCAAUUCGUUCUUGG